Messenger RNA from Prunus persica (peach), 1816 nucleotides. Its product is annotated as probable membrane-associated kinase regulator 6. The coding region runs from base 384 to 1331 and encodes 315 amino acids. The transcript has 4 exons. The record is from RefSeq and is a predicted model, not a curated record. NCBI's taxonomy places the organism in Eukaryota, Viridiplantae, Streptophyta, Magnoliopsida, Rosales, Rosaceae.
CUGACUGAGCUCAAUCCCUUUUGGUGCCGAUGGUUGUACAUGAUACAUAUAAUAACAUUUUGGAGGCUAAAGUUCAAGAUAUGUUGAAAUUCGUAACUAAAUUAGCUGGCUUAAAUUAACAUCAAAAGGUCAAAUAUUGCGUCAACGGGUUUAUAGUUCAAUGGUAAAAACUUUUCUCUAUAAAUUAGUAGUCUUUGGUUCAAAUCCUAGUAAUACCUCCGCUACUCUCUUCCAAUCUUGAAAAAAAAAAAAGAAACACUCAAAUAUUGCAACUGUUUUCAAAACGGAGGGGCCACUUGGGCUCGUAGACACAAAAAAGCCCAAUUGGAAAUUUGGGCCGAAUUGACCCUAACCUUUUGGCGCUCUUUUCCCAAACGAUUUUGAUGCUAGUCAAAACGACGUCACGGGCAUCUGGCACGCGCACUCCGCGCGCUUUCUCUCCAUCCAACCCUCCCAAUUCUAGGGUUAGGGAUUGUCUGAAGACUCGUUGGAUCAGAUUGUUCACUCAAUUUUCAAUUCCAGUGUCUCUUGCCAGACAACCACAUACACAAUUGUUGGAGAGAGAGAGGAUAUUAAGGCCUCAAUUCAAUAACAAGGUGGAAGCCAUGGAAGCAUCUCAGCCUCUUUCCAUUGAAAGCUUUUCAUACAGUUGGUUAGUGAACCUGAAACCUUCUUUGGAAAGCCUUGACAAUUCUCUCAGAACCUCACUCGAUGCGUCCGAUGAAUCUUCCUUCAUCGAGAUGGACCCAACAAUGUCACCCUCUAAGAGAUUCUUUAUGAAUUCCCAGCAGGAUUUCAAAUUUGACUUCCCUGCUGUCUCCCAAUCUCCUCUCACCACUCUUGUUCAUGCUGAUGAGCUCAUUUCCAAUGGCUACCUUUUGCCGCUUUCUGUUGACUCAUUGAAGAACAUGGAGGCAUAUGAUCAUGAGGCCUCAAAGUCCACUGGUGCAAAUUUUCCGGCCUCUGCAUCACAUUCAGCAAGAGAUGUUGAUCCAACAGAUAAUUCUAGAGACUCCUCUAAUUCAUUGAGAAGGUGUAGAAGAUUGUCGAGACGAAUAUUGGAGAAGUACUUGAAUUUUCUUAGGCCGUUGUACAAAAAGAUUAGAGGUGAUCAUCAUCAUCAUCAUCAUCACAAAGCAAAUCCUAAAGCUGGAUUUAGUGCUGAUAAAAGGAGCCAUUCAGUGAAGAACUGCAGGGUGCAUUCAUCAGACACUAGUCAAUCUCCCAGAAUAAGUGUAGCCUAUUCUGCCGAUGAUUGGCGGAGGUCUUGUGAUUCCGAGAGCUCAAUUUAUGAGGCAGUUCUCCAUUGCAAAAGAUCCAUAGGAAAUUAAAUGGAUUGAGGGAUGUGGUACAAAGCAGUGAACAGAAGAAGAAAGGGAGAGGAAGAAGAAUUCACAUGGGAAGAGAGAAAAUGAGAGGUCAUAAGUCCAGAAGAUCAUCAGCCACUUGUUCUUUGUCAUCUUCCUCUCUUCUGAAUAUAUAUUUCUUGGAUGAUAAUGUAAAUUAAUUUUUGUCUUAGAAUCUGUGUGGAUCCCGAGCUUAAGGAAAAUUGGGACAUCCUAAUUUUUCUUAAGUCCCUUCCUUUCCAGUUCCUUAUUCCUGUAAUAUUAGUUUAAAUCAGGAUUAAUUAAGAUUAAUUUUGUUCAUGGCACAGUUCCAUUCAAAUGGUUUGAAAUAUAAAGAAUGAAGCAGAGGCCACCACACCACACCCUUCAGGACCAAAGGGAUAUUACUCGACAUUUGACAUGUCAAAUCCAUCUUAUGUAAUGUUUUCUAGUUUGGAUAUAUACAUGAAAUUCAUAACCAGUUGUUGCCU